Malurus melanocephalus (red-backed fairy wren) is the source of this 1420-nucleotide messenger RNA. It is a transcript of the gene PCBD1, whose product is annotated as pterin-4 alpha-carbinolamine dehydratase 1. Lineage: Eukaryota; Metazoa; Chordata; Aves; Passeriformes; Maluridae. The transcript has 4 exons. The coding region runs from base 99 to 413 and encodes 104 amino acids. Gene Ontology annotation, molecular function: 4-alpha-hydroxytetrahydrobiopterin dehydratase activity. Gene Ontology annotation, biological process: tetrahydrobiopterin biosynthetic process. The record is from RefSeq and is a predicted model, not a curated record.
CUCCCGCCAUCCCGGCCAAGCCCCGGCUCCGGCGGGAUCCGGCACGGCGAGCAUCACCCGAGCCGCAGCGGGAGCAGAGGCCAGGAGACCCGCGGGCCAUGGCAGGAAAAGCCCACAGGCUGAGCACAGAGGAGAGGGAGCAGCUGCUGCCAAACCUGCGAGCUGUGGGAUGGAACGAGGUGGAAGGCAGAGAUGCCAUCUUCAAGGAGUUCCACUUCAAGGACUUCAACCGGGCCUUUGGCUUCAUGACCAGAGUGGCUCUACAGGCAGAAAAACUGGAUCACCAUCCCGAAUGGUUCAAUGUGUACAAUAAGGUUCACAUCACCUUGAGCACCCACGACUGCGGGGGUUUAUCGGAGCGAGACAUCAACCUGGCCAGCUUCAUCGAGCAGGUGGCAGCUUCCCUCUCCUGACCAGGGAUACGUGCAGCCAAAAAUCCACUGUGCCACUGUGUCCUGCCUUGAUGGCUGCACCGAGAGCCUUCUCCCACUGCCAAGCUCCAUCAUGGAUCCAGACUGCCCUACACCUCCCCAGUGCUGCUCAGAUGGAUGGACGCACUUCUCAGGGUGCACGUAUCCAUCUCUGAUCUUGCAAAUUCUGUCCUUAAACCCUUCCUCAGUCAUCUGAUCCUACACCCCUAGCUGCUUAGCCUUUUACCAGGAGUCAGUCAUAUCACAGAGUCACGGACUGGUUUGUGUUGGAGGAGACCUUAAAGAUAUCUCAGUGCACCCCCUACCACAGGCAGGGACAGCUUUCACAAGACCAGUCCCACCCAACCUGGCCUGGAACACUUCCAGGGAAGGGGCAGCCACAGCUUCUCUGGGCAUCCUGUGCCAGGACUCACCAACCUCACAGGGGAAGAAUWUCUUUCUAGUACCCCAUYUAAACCUACUCUCUGUGUGAAUCCAUUCCCCCUUGUCCUAUCACUACAYGCUCUCARUAAGUCCUUCUCCAUGUUUCYUGUCAGUUCUUUCAGGUACUGGAAGGCUGCAKUUAGGUCACCCCAAAGUUYCUCUUCUCCAGGCUGAACAAUCCCAAUGUUCUCAGCCUUUCSUCAUAGCAGAAGUGCUCCAUCCCUCUCUGAUCCUCUUGGUGCCUCCUCUGGACUUGCUCCAACAGGUCGAUAUCCUUGCAGAGUCAUGUUACACCAUUGCACCAGUAAAUCUGUCCAGAGCCUGCCCCAAUCCAGCCCCUAUAUUGUUGUUUCUUACCUCCUGGAAUGUGCUUUCUGCCUAAAACAUGUUUUGUGAACACUUUGGCUUCUCUGUAACCAAYCAAGCGUGCUGUGCAAUUUGUCAUUGCUGUAAUUAAUCCCUCUCUAGCAGUAUUACAUCAGGUACGUGGUCUCACCUUGACUGGAACCAGCCUUAAGUAGGAUACCAACUGAAAAUGUUUACAAUAAACAUCUUGUUUAACCUGA